This is a messenger RNA of Periophthalmus magnuspinnatus, 1739 nucleotides long. Its product is annotated as NLR family CARD domain-containing protein 3-like. NCBI's taxonomy places the organism in Eukaryota, Metazoa, Chordata, Actinopteri, Gobiiformes, Gobiidae. The record is from RefSeq and is a predicted model, not a curated record. Bases 88 to 1527 code for a protein of 479 amino acids. The transcript is spliced from 5 exons.
CACAGCCGCCACACAACUGAAACUGAAAGUGUUUGAGAGAUGUGCUGUUGAAAAGUGUUUGAGAAGAGGGUGACACACUCCUACAACAUGGAGCCACCUGGACCUGGCCCCGGGUCUAAACCCAGACCUAAACCUGCUCCCAGCUCUGUGUCUCUGAAAAGUGACCACUCCAUAGGUUAUGUUCCAGACUUUAGAGAAGCUCCUCCUGAAGACCAGAGGGAGCCAGGCCCAAAGGAGCAGCUGGACGCCAUAUUCAGGCUUCUGGAGGAGGACGUCCUGACUUUUGUCAAAGAGCAGCUGCAGAGGCUCCACAGGCUCCUGGCCUUAGAUUACCCAGAAUGCUCUGAGAGUGAGGAGGAGGAGCAGAGCAGCAGAGAGGCGGUUCUGAACAUCACCCUGGACUUCCUGAGGAGGAUGGACCAGGAGCAGCUGGCUCAGCGCCUGCAGGACAGAAACAAUGUUGGAGUUUGUGGAGAUAAACUGAAGAGGCAUCUGCAGCAGAGGUUCAGUCGAGUGUUUGAAGGUGUGGCUAAAGCAGGAGACUCCGCCCCCCUGACCCAGAUCUACACAGAGCUCUACAUCACAGAGGGCAGAGCCUCAGAGGUCAACCAGGAACAUGAGGUCAGACACAUGGAGACUGCGUCCAAGAGACCGGCUUCACCGGAGACCAUCAUCACAUGUGAAGACCUCUUUAAAGCCCGCCCACAUUCACCAGAGCCAAUCAAAGUGGUGCUGACGAAGGGCGUGGCCGGUGCAGGGAAAACAGUGCUGACUCAGAAGUUCUGUCUGGACUGGGCUGAAGGCAGAGCCAACCAGAACCUCCAGCUGCUGUUCCCGUUCACUUUCAGAGAGCUCAAUGUGCUGAGAGACACACAGUUUAGCCUGGUGGGACUGAUGCACCACUUCUUCAGUCUAUCCAAAAGUCUCUGCAGCUUCCAGCAGCUUCAGGUGCUCUUCAUCUUUGGCGGUCUGGACGAGUGCAGACUUCCUCUGGACUUCAGCCGUACUCAGGUCCUGACCGACCCCUCAGAGUCCACCUCAGUCCAUGUGCUGCUGGUGAACCUCAUCCGGGGGACCCUGCUUCCCUCCGCUCAUCUCUGGAUAACCAUGUGCCCUGCUGCAGUCAAUCAGAUCCCUGCUGAAUACAUCUCCAUGGUGACAGAGGUACGAGGUUUCGCUGACCUGCAGAAGGAACAGUACUUUAGGAAGAGGUUUAGAGACCAGGCCACAGCCGUUAUCUCCCACAUCAAGAGCAUCCGCAGCCGCCACAUGAUGUGCCACAUCCCGAUCUUCUGCUGGAUCCUCUCCACAGUUAUACAGAAGCUUCUGGAACAAACAGAGAAACCAGAGCUGCCCCGGACUCUCACACAGAUGUACAUCCUUUUCCUGGUGGUUCAGGCCAAAGUCAAGUCAACAUCAAGUAUCACCAGGGAUCAGGGGCAGAUCUUCACUGGACUCCAGAGACCAGGGAGAUGGUGCGAUCUCUGCGAAAACUGGCCUUUGAGCAGCUGCAGAAAGGAAACCUGAUCUUCUACGAGUCUGACCUGAGCGAGUGUGGGCUGGACACUGCAGUGGCCUCAGUGUACUCCGGAGUGUUCACACAGGUCUUUAGAGAGGAGCCAGGCCUGUGCCAGGACAAUGUCUACUGCUUCAUCCAUCUGAGUGUGCAGGAGUUUCUGGCUGCUCUUCACGUCCAUCAGACCUUCACAGAGUCUGGAGUCAACCUGCUGGAGGUCCAA